AUGAAUGGAUUCGAGAGGAGGUGUUUAUGUGAUGCAGAAGAGACUUUAGUGAAGCGUUAUGGUCAGUCGUGGCAUAAGAUGUAUGCUAGUGGAAACGGCUGUAAAAAUAGUAUGAUCACAGAUUUAAAUAAAUGGGAGAAAAAGAACCGCGAGAUUGUCCGACAAUUGUUAAGGAAAACAAUCGCUUCUUCAUGUCAAUCAUGGGUUGACAAAAAAAUGGAGAGUUUUAAAAAAGAAUUUGAGAAAACAUGGAGCCAUUUUCUAAAAUAUCCUGAAAUUUGUAGGCUGAUCGGGAAAGCUAAUCUACUUCCGCUCCUGUCCCCUAUCACCCCUAAGGAUGCGUCUCCCAGUCGAACCGAAACUGUACAAACAGGAGUUCUCGAGAGCAAUACACAGCCGUCACCGCCACUAACAUCGCUGCGCAGCCUGGCUGAAUUUAUCGAACAGAAUGAAAUAAUUCUCAGUCCCGUAGAAAUUCACCCGAUGCGUUUACGUCCAAAACCCGGUUAUGUCUAUGUGCUAAAAAAUCCGGCAUUCAAAGAUGGAGUGUAUAAAAUUGGACUGACGGAAAGAAAUGUGCAAAAACGCAUGAACGAGUUGCAUACUACCGGGGUACCUUUGCCUUUUGAAGAAAUCCACUCUUGGUCGUCGGAUGUACCAAAGUCGUUCGAAUCAAUUAUGCACGGUAUCUUUCGAAAAGUUCGUGUAAAUCGGAGACGGGAAUUCUUUCAGGCUCCUCCAGGCUUGAUUCAAAAAGUAGGCGACCUAGUACUCUGCGUUCUUAAGGAACGGGAAAUAUAA
Didymodactylos carnosus is the source of this 801-nucleotide messenger RNA. NCBI's taxonomy places the organism in Eukaryota, Metazoa, Rotifera, Eurotatoria, Philodinida, Philodinidae. The record is from the annotation of a GenBank genome assembly.